GUGACAGAGUGAGACUUCAUCUCAAAAAAAAAAAAAGGGGGAGAUGAAUAAUGCUUUUGCUUAAGUACCAUGAUUCUCUUCUCCCUGAUCCCACCUACUUUUUCUUUUUUCUUCUUUUCUUUUUUGAAGCUUCUCGAGUUGAGACAGAUUUGUGCCUUUGAACUCCAUGGCAUAUUCAUCCUCUAACAGCGACAUAGAGGACUACAGCUCCAAAUCCAAUUCCAACCUAAGCCUCUCUGUGGGCUAUUUCCCCUGUGAGGACACCCCCUGUGAGGACACAACCUCCUGUGAAGAUGCAACUUCCAAGGAUCCUUCCAUCCACUUUCUCCCUCCCAUCGAAGGGGCAUGGGGGACUAAAAGGAUAAGGAGAUGCAUGAAGAGACAAGACCAAAUUCAGGAUGAACCAGAGCAGUUUUGCAAACUAAGCAUCUUCCUGGCCUGGGACGUGGACGUCAGCUCCAACAACACAGACUCAAUAGCUAAUAGGCUUCUAAAUGGAAACAACCUGUGGAUAGAUGAGUUACCAAAAGAGAAAACAAAACCUGACAAACUGAAUAAUCUUGUGCAAGAGUUUCAGACAUUUCUAUAAAAUCUGAAAAAUAAUGAAGAUGAUGACACCGUGUUUCCUGAAACGACUCAGAAAGAUUUCCAGCUGUCCAGCGGCUCCCCUCCGGAAAUGGUUCAGAUGAUAAGCCAGGCAACUGCAGGCCAAAGGACAAGUGCUCCAGAGAUCUCAAUCCUGUCAGAGCAGCCGGAGAAGGAUGACACUCCUUCCCACACACGGGCCCAGUGCUGCCUGAACUUUGGGUGGGCCUUCAGCUGGCUGAGGCAAUGUAUCCUCUCCCCUCUGCUGAGGAGGGAUCACCCUGUGAAGGCCACCAAGAGUCCCCAUCGGCCAGCACCAAGGAAAAGACUCUUUCACAGACGCAAGAGAAUUCAUCCUCAAGAAACCCUUGAAUUAGGACAUUCCAUAUAGACAGAUUUUAAAACUUUUUGGAAAGUUGAAAAUAAUCCAUAAUGAGGAUUCCAUUAAUAAUCUCCAUCAGUUUAUUUUUUCCUCAAUAAACAAAAUAAAUGCUCUUGUUACCCAUGUCUUCCUCUUCCAGCAUACCAUCUUGACUCACAUUUCAAGCAUAUGUGUUGUCUAAAAUUUCCUGAAAAUUCUUUCUCUGGAAAUUUUAAGUAGUAUUAUGCUUCCUAAACUCAAGUAUUAUUUUUCUCUCCUCUCACCCAUUCUUACUGUAUUUUACCCUAGUUUAUCUAUUUUAUGUAUUUUAACCUAUUUUAUCAUUAACCCAAAUCCCCAUUUUCAGUAGACAGCAGCGUGACCCGUCAGAUUUUCAUGGUGGCAGGAUGAUUUGGAUUGAACUUGCAGGACUUGAGCGAGCGGGAGUGGAUAUUGAGUCACCGAGGAAAUUAAUUUCAAUUUCAGGAAAUCGGAUAGCAGUUCUGAUACUCCCCAGGGACCUGGGAUGCAAUGUGAGGAUUGUGAUCGCCACUUAACCACUCUAAGUCUAGCUGUCCUCAUUCAAAAGAUGUGGAAGAUAAUAAUACAUACCUCACAGGGUUAGUGUGAGAGUUUAUGAGGUAAUACAAGCACUUGAUAAAUAUUAUUACUGUUGUUGCAAGUAGACAUUCUCCUGAGGAACUCUCCGGAGAACUUGUUCAAGGGAUAUCUAAGAAUGAGAGUUAAUUAAGAGUCAAUUCUCAUUGAAACAUUUCCCACACAGAGCAGUACUUACCAAAAGUUCAGAGUUUUCAGCAAAUCUUAACCAAGUCCUCUCCCAACCCAUUCCACUCUGCCCUCUGAAACUCCUUUGCAAUUGUCAUUGAACGUUCCACUAAAUGUCAACUUCUUUGAGGAAGGUUGCCCUCAGCCUUCUUGUCCUGACUCUCACCUCCCCAGCAUUUCUACCAUCCUCUUCAUUCAACCACAGGUUCACUCAACAUCCUCCUUCUUCUGUUGGCACUACCAUCCUGUGUGACCUUCAGAGUUUAUGUGGCAAAGCAUAUGACUCUUCAGUUUCAAAUUCCUUCCUUUCCUCAAUUUCAAUUCCCUUAUCCCUCUCCUUCCUCUCUUCUUCCUUCCUUCUACAUAUAUUUAGCAAAUAGGAGUGCCAGAUACCUUUCUAGCUUGUCAAAACAAAAUCCCUCAAUCUUUAGGCUCAAGUGACUUAUUUAAGAGAUAAAGUCAGGCAAACAUAUGACUAUAAAGAGUAUGAGUGAUAAUACUGUGUAGUGGGUAAACAUUGAGUUCUAAUGAAGUAAUAAUCCACUCAGCAUGGGGAGGUUGGUUGUAAAAGGUUUCCUGUUCCCCAACUUCUAUCUGCUUCCCUCUAGAUCCAACCCAUACACCUCCUUCCCAAACUUGGCAUGUCUACCACAUCUAGUAACAUCUGCCUUGCCUUGCCUUUCUCUUCUCCCAGAUACUUUAAAAAUCUAUACUCAUUAAGUUCCCGAAGGGGACCCUCUUGCUCCUCACUGCAGCCAACACACAGAACCAUAGGGAUUUCCCUCUCCAUUUCCUGACUGCCUGGGAAACUCAUCCUUAAAGAUCCUGCUCUAGGGUUACUAUUGGGCAUUACUGAUCCCUCAGGCAAAGGGAUCAUGACCCUCCUUUUGCUGUCCCCUAGUCCCUGCCCUGCCACCUUCUUGCCAUGACCUGUACUUUUCAGCCCUCUUUAUAGAUCUAUUUUAUCUGUAGACUGUGAGAUCUAAAGGCAAGCACCAGGUCUUAGUUCCUUUAUAUUGCAAAUCCUAACACACUGGGCUGGGCGCGGUGGCUCACACCUGUAAUCCCAGCACUUUGGGAGGCCGAGGAGGGUAGAUCACUUG
Messenger RNA from Cercocebus atys (sooty mangabey), 2835 nucleotides. RefSeq lists its product as uncharacterized. The record is from RefSeq and is a predicted model, not a curated record. Lineage: Eukaryota; Metazoa; Chordata; Mammalia; Primates; Cercopithecidae.